AUGCGCAGAUUCUUCGCUACGUUGAUGCUUGGGCACGACUUGUUCUUCCUUGCUUGCUAUGUCCAGUCCCGCUGCUCUAUCGAGCUCAUUGUCGUGCUGGUGCUCGAGUUUGUGUCCAGAGUGCGCAGCAGAUUUAGGAGCGGUGGCACGACUUCCGCCAGUGCAGUAGAAGAGAUUGGGGCUCCUGCAAAUGUCCAGGUCAUCGAUGUCGUCUCAUCGUCCCGUCGUCGCAAUUUUGUGCCUGCAGCAAGUGGCUUUUCGAUGAUUGGUGGACCUUCCUUCUCCACGUACCCCACGAUCCCCAUGAACGCCAUCUAA
Messenger RNA from Cucurbitaria berberidis CBS 394.84, 318 nucleotides. RefSeq lists its product as uncharacterized. The record is from RefSeq and is a predicted model, not a curated record. The transcript has a single exon. The coding region runs from base 1 to 318 and encodes 105 amino acids. NCBI's taxonomy places the organism in Eukaryota, Fungi, Ascomycota, Dothideomycetes, Pleosporales, Cucurbitariaceae.